Molecule: messenger RNA, 900 nt
Organism: Penicillium samsonianum
Lineage: Eukaryota; Fungi; Ascomycota; Eurotiomycetes; Eurotiales; Aspergillaceae
Exons: 2
Coding region: 1-900 (299 amino acids)
Source: RefSeq, a predicted model, not a curated record
AUGGCAAGCGCACAAAAUGUCUACUCGGCAGAGCCUGCAUUCCCGGUCCUUGCUGAUUCUCUACUCCGACAGUCAGAGUUAACCGAAAAUGCAGCUGCUCCUUCAAAUGAGAGAACCGCAAAAAAUGACUGGAACCUUAAAACUGAUUGGAAGAAGGGCAUCCAAUCCUCCAAAGAGGCAGUCUUUCGGUGCGGGGUUGUCCUCGGCUUUUCCAGGCUGCGAAUGAGAAGCAACGAAAGCAACGAGUAUAUCGGACAGAUCCCUCGAUAUAUUCUCAUAAACCAACUGCGGAGCAUCCAACCAUCAUCUGAGUCGAGCGCGUUCAUUAUCCACCCGCGAAGUUUCGACGCUUUUGCCCCAAGGACUCUACUCAAUGAGCUGCAGUCUUCUUCCCAUGACCAACCCGCUUUAUCCAGGGAUGAUGCAAUCCGUAGACUUGACUCUGUGCAGUUACUUCCUGUGCACAACUUUACCAAUGCCGCACAGGCGAUCGGUAAGGUCUCGGAAGCGCUGCACGAGAUCCAAGAAAAGCGAGAACGACAGAGAAAGCCGACCGAGACAAGCCCAUCCACCGACAAUCGUAUUGUCCUUAUUGUUGCUGGCCUCGAUACCCUCACCGAAGGAGUAAUUCGAGCCUCCAACCCGGCUCGAGGUGCGGCCGUUCUGACAGCUACACUCCGUACCUUAACGCGCUUGUCUCGUGUGCAUGCCUCUCAUCUCUCGAUCAUUCUUGUCAAUACUAACGGACUGGGCACAACGAACCCAGAGUGGGAUAAAAAUAAACCGUCGGCUGGAAAUACUACUACACAUGGAGAUAGUGCUGCGAGACAGCCGCUGGAAGAUGGCAUUCACUCCAUCUUCCAUUCGGAUAUUCCCCCCUGUUCCCCACCUUGCUCAUGA